AUGGCGUCCACCAGUGCAACUACAGCAGUGAAGCAAGAGGAAAUCGGUGAAGACGGGUCAUUGCAAGUGACCCCAUUAUCCAGCCAAGCAAUCCUGGAGGUUCAAACUGCCCCAGCAAGCUUGGUAAAAGAGGGCGAGUUCCAAAAGAGGACCCCCUCCUUAAGUGGAAAGCUCAAGCAAGCGCUGUGGCACUGCAGCGACCGGUGCCGGCCACAUACGAACCCUGCCGGUAUGGUCUUUGAAUUCACACCUGCCGGAGAGACGGUCUGCUGGGACGCCUCGUCGCUUCUCCUCAUGAUGAAUGCUCGCCGGAAUGCGAAGAAGGAGGAUGUUUACAGGCACCCAAUCCACAAUUGCAAGGUGGACCGCGAAAGUGUCACACUCGUGCAACUGGUCGCCGCCCGGUCCAGCAAGAGCCUACGCGAGGAUCUCGUGGCCAUGCUCAACGCGAUAUUGUCGGGUGCCGUCGUUCCUCUACUUGGGAUCUCGGUGGGGGCGUUCACGCUCUUUGUCGACCGGCAGAGCAUGUUGCGUGCGUUGUCAGACCUCAUGGGAUCGUCCAUGACCCGGCAAGGCCUCGUCACAUUGCAUGAUUCGCUCGCAACGUCCGCCAUGGGCUCUGCGGUGCUGCAUGCGGCACUGCAUUGGGGUUGGAACGACUACGUCCGUGCCUAUCAGUUCCGCAAGGGGGAGGCAGCGCUGGCCACCAAGGAAAUCGCCCGCAUGUUGGAGGCAACGGCCUUCCAAUCGAAAUGA
Klebsormidium nitens is the source of this 756-nucleotide messenger RNA. The record is from the annotation of a GenBank genome assembly. NCBI's taxonomy places the organism in Eukaryota, Viridiplantae, Streptophyta, Klebsormidiophyceae, Klebsormidiales, Klebsormidiaceae.